Messenger RNA from Recurvomyces mirabilis, 555 nucleotides. RefSeq lists its product as uncharacterized. The transcript has a single exon. The record is from RefSeq and is a predicted model, not a curated record. The coding region runs from base 1 to 555 and encodes 184 amino acids. Lineage: Eukaryota; Fungi; Ascomycota; Dothideomycetes; Mycosphaerellales; Teratosphaeriaceae.
AUGAUCCUCUCCGGCCAUGAAAUCGUUGCUCGCGAACUAGUUCGCAACCUCGAGGACGCCACAACCCAACAACAACCCUGCGGCAUCGAUCUCACAUUACGCCAGAUCUCCUCUUGGACUUCAGCAGCAGAACUAGACCUCGAUAAUACGCACCGUCGUGCAGCCGCUUGCGAGCCCAUCCCCUACGCUGCAGACAACACCAUCAAGCUACGGCCAGGUUCAUACCUAGUAGAUUUUAACGAAGCCAUAUCUGUUCCACUGGACUGCAUGGCUUCCAUUUACCCCAGAUCCUCGCUCUGGAGAUCGGGAGUCAGUGUUUCGGCUGGAGUGGUGGAUGCUGGGUAUAGCGGUGCUUUGGGAGCUUUGCUCGAAGUCAAGAACCCGCAUGGUGUUGUGCUGCACAAGCGUGCAAGAUUGGCACAGGUGAUUUUUGAGGAACUGGGGAAGGCGGUGAGGGGAUAUGAUGGAGUGUAUCAGGGUUCUCGAAGCAGUGCUGGACGUGACGGUGUAGGGUAUGAGCGCCCAAGUGUGAAUUCGGCAUCGGCUGUGGAAUGA